AUGGAAGGCAGUAAUGAUUCUCUUUCUGUUAUAACUCCCGCAAUGGGCAGUUCGCCUGCAGUCUUGCUAACUCCUGGUAGGACGAGAAAUAUCGCACAAGAUAUGGAGGCCCUUAGACUGUCAAGACAAGACAAUCCUUAUUUACAGCAAGUUAUGGCCAGCAGAGAGAGUCUGAUUGAAAGUCAUGCCGAAGAAUGCGGUUCUGAUGACACUAUUUUAAUGUCACAGGAAUUUGGAAGUGCAGCUCUGAACUUUGUUGAAGACGACCCAUUAACACUGAAAGAGGUGCAUGAGCAUAUGAUUAGAUCUCCACCACCUGCAAGUUGCUGGCCGCAUGAAUCGCUGUCGUACCGCGCGUCGAGUGCUUUCGACUUCGCCGAUUGCCCUGUCUCGUACAGUGCUUGCUCGGUCAAUGCUCAGGAGAAGGAAAUAUUGCCUCGAUCUCCGAGACGCGGUACGAAUCGACCCCGUUCAUCUCGCUCUGCCUCUCCGCGGUCACAUGACCUAACAUUGUGUGGUCGGCCAUUAUCGUUGCCAGGGGAAAGCCACCUUAGAAACGCACUUAACAAAAAGCCAGGCGGGCAACAAUCCGAGCGUUUCUCUAUCCUGCAGCAUCCGCGCCCUCUAAGACGGCCGCACACCAGUCGCCGGGACGAAGACAGCAUCCAUCUGGUGCAGGAUUGCGACAAAUAA
Messenger RNA from Parnassius mnemosyne (clouded apollo), 693 nucleotides. NCBI's taxonomy places the organism in Eukaryota, Metazoa, Arthropoda, Insecta, Lepidoptera, Papilionidae. The record is from the annotation of a GenBank genome assembly.